Molecule: messenger RNA, 1752 nt
Organism: Nymphaea colorata (pocket water lily)
Lineage: Eukaryota; Viridiplantae; Streptophyta; Magnoliopsida; Nymphaeales; Nymphaeaceae
Product: protein ANTHESIS POMOTING FACTOR 1
Exons: 11
Coding region: 149-1150 (333 amino acids)
Cellular component (GO): Set1C/COMPASS complex
Molecular function (GO): chromatin binding; protein binding
Source: RefSeq, a predicted model, not a curated record
UCCAAAAUAAAAAACACGGCCGUCUCAUUGUUUUCUUUUGCUUCCCGACGAGACGCUUGCAAGGGUGGAGAGCAGCCAUCUUCCGGUGGCGGACGGCAGGCUUCCGGCGGCUCAACAAUCUUGUUGUGUCCUACGAGAGACAAAGGGGAUGAGUAUGGCUGUCAUCGAAUUGAAUGAUGACAUGGUCAGAAGCAUGGCCGUGGGGGCGGUUUUCUCUGACUACGCUGGGAAAAUUAGCUCAGUUGAUUUUCAUCGGAAAGAAGAUCUAUUGGUUACAGCUAGUGAGGAUGAUUCUGUGCGGCUCUAUGAUAUUGCUAAUGCCACGCUGCUGAAAAUGACAUACAACAAAAAACAUGGUGUUGAUAGAAUAUGCUUCACACAUCAUCCAAGCUCGAUUAUAUGCUCUUCAAGGUACAAUUUUGCUGCAACAAAUGAAUCACUGCGUUAUCUUUCUCUGUAUGACAAUCGGUGUUUGCGUAACUUCAAAGGCCAUAGAGAGAGGGUGGUUUCUCUCUGCAUGUCACCUGUCAAUGAUAGCUUCAUGUCAGGUUCAGUUGAUCACACUGUGCGACUGUGGGAUCUUCGGGUGAAUGCUUGCCAGGGACUUCUACGAUUGCGUGGCCGGCCUACUGUUGCUUAUGAUCAGCAAGGACUUGUAUUUGCAGUGGCCAUGGAAGGAGGGGCUAUUAAGUUAUUUGAUUCACGGUCUUAUGACAAGGGCCCAUUUGAUACUUUUCUUGUUGGUGGAGAUAGAGCAGAGGUCUGUGACAUCAAAUUCAGUAAUGAUGGCAAGUCAAUGCUCCUGACUACGACAAACAACCACAUUUAUGUUCUUGACGCAUAUGGUGGGGAGAAGAAAUGUGGAUUCAGCUUGGAAUCAUGUCGUGAUUCCACAAUAGAAGCAACUUUUACUCCAGACGGACAUUAUGUUGUUUCAGGAUCUGGAGAUGGAACACUUCAUGCUUGGAGCAUUGACACAAAAAAUGAGGUGGCCUGCUGGAAUAAUCAUAUCGGUGUCACACCUUCUGUGAAGUGGGCACCACGUCGGGUUAUGUUUGUCACUGCAUCUACAAUUUUAGCUUUCUGGAUUCCUGAUCACUCAAAGAUGAAUUCUGGAUCGACUAGCAAUGAUGUGGACAGUAGAGUAUGACUCUGGUUAUUGUUUCCCAUAACAAGUCACAGUCGCGUGCCCCUGUCAGAGGCAAAACACAACACUGGCAAGUGGAAGAUUAGAAAUUCACUCCAACUGUCGGUUGUUUCCGUACAUUCUGCUUGCUGAGGGAUGGAAUGAAUAGCAAAUAGUGCUAUAAGAAAAUCACAGAGCUCAUGAAGCAAGCUCAUCCCUCACCAAGAAGAAAAAAGAGAAGUAAAGGAACUCAUGUUUAUAUGAUUUGCCGUUUCUGUUUUUUGUUUUCCUUUUUCUCCAGCAGGCCCCCGUCAAAGAAUAUGUGAGUAUUUAGAGGAGACACCGGGGUAUGGAAUUUGAUCAGGUGAUUAAUUUUUGCAUUACAUAGCGUUGCGUCUUAUGUGCAGAGUUAAUAGCAGAAGAGUUAUUUGGGUGUGCCGACUGUAACUGUUGGCAGGAAUGUUGAUCUUAUGGUGAAUGAUUCUGUGCAUUUUUGUCUCCAUCCCCUUUCUUUUCAUGAAACUGUGCAUCGUCCUUCGCGUUUCCGCAUCUUGGCACAGUAUCAUCAUCAUUUCAUUAAAAUGCCUGUGGACAAAGAUACCUUUAUGCACACAUCCUUAUUUUUA